AGACACAAGGUCGAAAAACUAGAACGGUCAACGGUGUCGUCAGUCGUGUCGUGGCUUGUUUGUCACCUGUUAUUGUUACCAUUGUUAAUUAUUGUCAAAUCAAACCGAAAAAAGUUGAUUUACUUAUAAGUUAUAACAAAGAUAUUGUCAUGUUUAUAAAGAAAUUGAAUCCACUCAGGCUAGAAUUGCGGUUUUUGUUUUUAUUUUGACGAAACUCAAGUUGUAAACAAUAAUUCUUUUUGAAGAAUUUAUAAUAUUCUGAUGCUGAAAAAUGUGGAAAUCAUCUGUCGUGACUGCGUCCGAUCGUAUUUUUCCCGGUUUGGUUUAUCAUGAGCGUAAAAAAGAGUAUUUUGAUAUCGGAAUCGAUGUCAAAGCGAAUUUGCCAUUACAAAUGGCUUUGUAUUUCAAUGUGUGGUUGUAUCCAAUCUGGAUUUGGAUUCUUCUUUAUAAUUUAGACGCGAAGUACUAUAAAUUGAGUGAUGUCUAUCAGUUCAUUAGCGUGGCCGUUUUUAUCGCCGUUACCAUUUUAGAAGGUGCCAGAUUAUACUUGGGAUAUCUUGGAAACCUGGCAGUAAAAGUACAUAAAAUAAUAAAAUUAAGGGGUCAUCCAUAA
Belonocnema kinseyi is the source of this 613-nucleotide messenger RNA. Its product is annotated as transmembrane protein 17B-like. The transcript is spliced from 3 exons. Lineage: Eukaryota; Metazoa; Arthropoda; Insecta; Hymenoptera; Cynipidae. Gene Ontology annotation, biological process: non-motile cilium assembly. The record is from RefSeq and is a predicted model, not a curated record. Bases 272 to 613 code for a protein of 113 amino acids. Gene Ontology annotation, cellular component: ciliary transition zone.